AUGACUGGAGGUGGAGGUGCCGAAGCUCGUGCCUUGAAGAUGAUUCGGAUGGUGCGCCUCAUGCGACUUCUGAAGCUGGCACGAAUGCUGAAGAUGGGACGGCUUAUCCAGAGAGUUGAGGACCUACUGGACCUUUCGCACCUCACGCUAAAGUGUCUGAACUUGGGGGCUAAGCUCACCGUGAUGUCGCACUUCCUUGGCUGUUUCUGGUUCUUUGUUUCGACUCACACAGACACCUCAGCCACGCAAUGCGAGUCUGGCUUGCUUGGCUGCAACAAGACAUUGUCAUCAACAACGUGGUGGUCCGAGGUCAACAUCGGGCCGGAAGACAAGUUUGAUCAGUACAUCGCCUCCCUGUACUGGGCUUUCACCACGAUGACCACAGUAGGUUAUGGUGAUCUGCAUCCGAGAAAUGAUGGAGAAAGGGUAUAUGCCAUCGUUGCGAUGAUCUUCGGGGCCACGAUGUUCGGCUACAUUAUCGGGUCUAUCGCUGCUUUGGCCGGACAGGAGCGCGGUAUGGAGGCGCUCACAAAGAAGCGGCUGUCGCUUGUCCGCCACUUCUGCGAAGAGCAGCGCAUCAGCCAGAACAAGGUCAAAGAAGUGAUGCGGCACUACCAGUUCUUCUACCAAGAGCGCUCUCCGUUCAACGAAACGACGCUGAUGAUGGAUCUUCCGAACUGGCUUAGGAAGAAGGUGUCAGCGCACAUCCAUCGAGAGGCGAUUUCUCGGAUCGGACUUUUUGCAGGUCCACAGCAAAGUGGGCUUGAAAGUGGUCCAUUGCCAGAUUGGUUCAUUUCUUGGGCGAUGCGGAUCCUCGAGCCGCAGGCAGUCUGCGCUGGCGAACUGGUCAUCAAUGCAGAAGAAAGCUCUGUGGCCUGCCGCCAAGCCAGAGUCUGUCCCACUGCUUGGACAUUCCUGUUUGAGGCUUGUCUGGCUGCUGUCAAAAAAUUAGCUCCGUGGAAGGGUUCAAUGGCGUGGGUUCAUCCUAGUCUCAGCAAUCCAUGCGAAGAUGGCGAAGACUCCGAGUUGGCUUCAUCCUCCCUUGGCAAGCAGUAUUUCACCUUGUGGUUUCGCUCACUUCCUUCAUCUUGA
Messenger RNA from Symbiodinium sp. CCMP2592, 1092 nucleotides. The record is from the annotation of a GenBank genome assembly. NCBI's taxonomy places the organism in Eukaryota, Dinophyceae, Suessiales, Symbiodiniaceae.